This is a messenger RNA of Dioscorea cayenensis subsp. rotundata (Guinea yam), 651 nucleotides long. RefSeq names its product putative disease resistance protein At3g14460. The transcript has 2 exons. Lineage: Eukaryota; Viridiplantae; Streptophyta; Magnoliopsida; Dioscoreales; Dioscoreaceae. The record is from RefSeq and is a predicted model, not a curated record. The coding region runs from base 30 to 617 and encodes 195 amino acids.
AAGAGGGAUGCAACUUAGAAGAGCUACAUAUGCUUGAAAAUCUCAGUUACCUUUCUAUAAGAAACUUGGAGAAAUCAAGCAUCAAAAGUUCUUCAGUACUGUCAAGCAAGACUCAGCUCAGAGAAUUAUGGCUUUAUUGCACACCUAAUUACACUGAUGGGCAUAUUCAACAGCAAGAGAUGGACAAGAUCGUGCAAGUCUUUAAUGACCUAUGCCCCCCGCCAUGCCUUGAAAAGCUAGGGAUUCGAGACUUUUUUGGUGGUCGAUAUCCAAACUGGAUGUCGUCAUCCACUUCCAUUAACACUGCUCUUCAAGAGUUGAUUUAUUUGCAUUUAAUUAAUUGCUCAAAUUGCCCUCAUCUUCCCCAGCUUGGCCAACUUCCACAGCUCAAGUAUUUGAAGAUAGAUGGAGCAACUGCAGUUGUAUCAAUUGGCCCUGAAUUUCUCGGUAAUUAUAAUGGAGAACCUACAGAAAUUGCCUUCCCUAAGCUUGAAAUCCUCAUAUUAGAGAACAUGAGUAAUUGGGAGGAAUGGUCAUUGAUCCUCAGUGGAGAAGAAGAAGAAGAAGAAGACAACGAGCCUGAAUCUAGCAAGCCAUUAAUGUUCUUCCCCAGCUGAAAGCUCUUCCAAGUGGCUUAAAUCGGGUUAACAU